Molecule: messenger RNA, 3368 nt
Organism: Mercenaria mercenaria
Lineage: Eukaryota; Metazoa; Mollusca; Bivalvia; Venerida; Veneridae
Product: feeding circuit activating peptides-like
Exons: 9
Coding region: 1-2136 (711 amino acids)
Source: RefSeq, a predicted model, not a curated record
AUGGCUAACCCGCUUAGCUCAGGGGAGAGAGCAAAGUCCUACGAAUGUUUACUGAGAUUUUACUCAAACUGUGGUCCACCAUCACCUUUGACGUCUGAGACAUUGAUCACGCCAGUAAUAGCUGUAAUGUCCGAAAUUAUGCCAGGUUUGCACUAUCUGACAUUGAGAUUGUCAAGCACGCUGUCUCCUCUGCCAUCGCUUGUUUUGAUAAUAGUUAAGACUAAACGUAACUAUGUACAGAGUGAGGCGCUCCAGUCCCUGGCGACCACGCCGAGGCCAUACGUCAUUUGGUCAGUGCCAGAUAUGUUUUCACACGGACCGCCUAUAUCAAGUCUUAAACGGAGGGAGGAUGAUGAAAAGUAUGACAAGGAACGACAACUGGACACAUUAGGAGAAGCUGUUUACGAUUACCAUCCUCCAAGAGAAGUUUUUUUUUCUGAUGAAAAGGACAACAGCAAGUCUGUUGAUGCUGAAGGUUCAGUAAAUGAAGACAAACGAUCGUUUGACACACUUGGAAACAUGCAAAUACACGGGAAUAAACGCGCUCUAGAUACACCGGGUAAUAUGCAACUACACGGAUACAAAAAGGGCUUUGAUUCUUUAGGUGGUGUAAAUUUACAUGGGGGUUACAAGAAAUUUAUAUCUUUACUAGGAGGAGCUAACCUUCACGGCUACAAAAGGGCAAUGGACAAUCUUGGUGGCAAUUUUGUACAUGCUUACAAGAGAUAUUUGUCCUCUCUUGGAGCAAGCAAUAUUCACGGCGGAUACAAACGUAAUAUGGACAAGCGUUACCUAUCUUCUUUAGGAGGCGGAAAUAUCUACAAACGCAAAUUUGAUAGUCUCUGUGGAGUUAAUCUACAUGGUGGAUACAAAAGAUUCUUGAGCUCACUAGGCGGUACUAAUAUCCACAAUGGAGGAAACAGCAAACGAACAUUUUCCUCGCUGGGUGGGGCUAAUGUUCAUGACGGAUUUAAACGUGCACUAAGUUCUCUCGGUGGAGAACAAAUCUAUGGAUAUAAAAGAGCCGGUAGUGACAUUGAAGAUGACUUCGAGAAGCGUAAACUAGACUCACUUGGGGGAUUCAGUGUACAUCGUUUUAAGCGAAGUGAGGGAGAUGUUGAAAAAGACGACAAAGCUAAUGAAGGUUUCUUAUCGUUCGACAAAUCAGGUGUAGCGAAAUGUAAGAAACGUAACAACUAUGUACAGAGUGAGGCGCUACAGUCCCUGGCGACCACGCCCAGGCCAUACGUCAUUUGGUCAAUGCCAGAUAUGGUUUCACACGGACCGCCUGUUUCAAGUCUUAUACGGAGAGAGGAUGAUGAAAAGUAUGACAAGGGACGACAACUGGACACAUUAGGAGGUGAUUUUCUUUACGAUUACCGCUUUCCAAGAGAAUACGAUGAGUUCUUUUCUGAUGAAGAAGACGACAGCAAGUCUGUUAAUGCUGAAGGUUCAGUAAACGAAGACAAGCGAUCGUUUGACACACUAGGAAACAUGCAAAUUCAUGGAUAUAAACGCGCUCUAGAUACACUGGGAAAUAUGCAAUUGCACGGAUACAAGAGGGGCUUUGAUUCUUUAGGCGGUGUAAAUCUACAUGGUGGUUACAAGCGAUUUGUAUCAUCACUAGGAGGGGCUAAUCUGCACGGCUACAAAAGGGCAAUGGACAGUCUUGGCGGCAACUUUGUCCAUGCUUACAAGAGAUAUUUGUCCUCACUUGGAGGAAGCAAUAUUCACGGCGGAUACAAACGUAAUAUGGACAAGCGUUACCUAUCUUCUUUAGGAGGCGGAAAUAUCUACAAACGCAAAUUUGAUAGUCUCGGUGGAGUUAAUCUACAUGGUGGAUACAAAAGAUUCUUGAGCUCACUAGGCGGUACUAAUAUCCACAAUGGUGGUAACAGCAAACGAUCAUUUUCCUCGCUGGGUGGGGCUAAUGUUCAUGAUGGAUUUAAACGUGCACUAAGUUCUCUCGGUGGAGCACAAAUCUAUGGCUAUAAAAGAGCCGGUAGUGACAUUGAAAAUGACUUCGAGAAGCGUGAACUAGACUCACUUGGGGGAUUCAGUGUACAUCGUUUUAAGCGAAGUGAGGGAGAUGUCGAAACAGAUGACAAAGCUAAUGAAGAGACGCUUAAAGAAUAAGUUUUGAAGAAGAAAUGAAAUUCGAAUCACAAUUGAAUGCAGUUUUAUAUGUUUAAAAGAUACAUUUUCACUUACAUGUACAAUUUUGUGAUAACAAGUUUUAGAAUAAAUAAUGUAUAAAAGGACAUUAGAUAAUUCUAUCAGUUACAUAAAUGUCAUUUUAAGCGUAUCAAAUUACAUCAUAUAACAGUAAGAAAACUAAAACAGAAAGAAACAAUAAAUGAUAUUUAAUACAUGUAAGGUAUAUAAAAUGGGAUGCGCUUAAGGUAGUUCUGCACUUUCGGAUCAAAAUAUUUUCUACAUUUACUUCAAAACAUACUUAGACAAUUCAGCACAUAAAAACGACUGGGUCAUGCGCUUGAUUGUUUGUAGUUUGAUUUGAAUAAUUUGGAUCUCACGCAAGUUUUCAUAAUGGGAGUCUAUGAAAAAAUCACAAUUUUCAAAACAUUGUCGCGAAUAGAAAUUUUUCUACAAUGUAGAUUUUAAUGAAACUUCUCACAGUGGUAAAUGAACAUAUGGUCUUUAAUGUGUUUAAAUAAGAUGUAUAGGUGCGUGUGCUUAUUUCUGACAUAUUUGACAAUGUUUAAAGUGAACCGCACAUUCCAAGCUAUUUGUAAGACAUCAUUUUGAAUAUUUUAAUAUGUCAGACGUUUUAAUACCAUAUUGUAACUUUACAAAGAUAAUGACAGUGACAUUGUAAUAGAUAUACUCAUUGGUUGCCAUUAAUUCAUAAAAUGAUUUUCAUUCACUUACGCCGAAUCCAGGCUUGAUUCUACGUUUUCCGGAUAAAUAACGUUACGCCAUCACUUCCGGAUUAUCAACCGUGCAGAACUACCUUAACACAAAAGGUGACAACCUUUGCAAUUUAAGAAACAAAUUCUACCAUAAUAUCUGUGUUUCAGCUUCCUGGAAGAUGUUCAUGUCAUGUUAGUGCGUUUUGAACAUUUUUAUUCAAUCUGAAUCUCAUAUCAUUCCUCUGUGUCUGUUAUGAAAAUUGAAUUAAAUUAAAACUUGCAAAAAUACUUGAAGAAGUUUGAAUAUUAAUAAAUAUUAAACAUUAUGUAAUAAUCUUACUUAAACGCUUUUUUCAAAUACCCGAAACAUUAUAUUUGAAACAAGGUAUAGAUAAACGUUUAAACCAGUAUUUGUGAUGUUUCUUUCUUGUUUACACGAUCAAAGUUAUAUUUUGAUAUAUCUUGUAUUAUAGAUAAUAAAAUGUCUGAAUUAAAUUA